UCCGCGGCGGGGCGGGCGGCGGGACAGCCGCGGGCAGCCCCCGGCGGCGCCCGCGCAGCCCCCGCACCGCGGCUCGGCCGCGCAUGGACGCGCGCUCCCGCCUGCACCUAUGCUGCUUGGAGAUGACCUCCAAAAGGAAGCUGAUCGGCCGCCUGGUGCCGUGCCGGUGUUUCCGCGGGGAGGAGGAGAUCGUCUCCGUGCUGGAUUAUUCCCACUGUGGCCUGCAGCAGGUGCCAAAGGAGGUUUUCAACUUCGAGAGGACCCUGGAGGAGCUUUACCUCGAUGCCAACCAGAUCGAGGAGCUUCCCAAGCAACUGUUCAACUGCCAGGCCCUGCGGAAGCUGAGCAUUCCCGACAACGACCUCUCCAGCCUCCCCACCUCCAUCGCCAGCCUGGUCAACCUCCGCGAGCUCGACAUCAGCAAGAACGGAAUCCAAGAUUUCCCAGAAAACAUUAAGUGUUGUAAGUGUUUAACCAUAAUCGAAGCCAGCGUCAAUCCCGUGUCCAAGCUGCCAGAUGGCUUCACACAACUUCUAAAUUUGACCCAGCUCUAUCUAAAUGAUGCCUUUUUGGAGUUUCUUCCAGCUAACUUUGGAAGACUUGUUAAAUUGCGAAUUUUGGAGUUAAGAGAAAACCACUUGAAAACUCUACCAAAGUCAAUGCACAAACUGACUCAGCUGGAGAGGCUCGAUCUGGGCAAUAAUGAGUUCUCUGAGCUGCCUGAGGUUCUUGAACAAAUCCAGAAUCUGAAGGAGCUGUGGAUGGACAAUAAUUCCUUGCAAGUGCUACCUGGGUCUAUAGGGAAGUUAAAACAGCUCGUGUACCUGGAUGUGUCCAAAAACAGGAUCGAGACAGUGGAUCUGGACAUCUCGGGCUGUGAGGGGCUCGAGGAUCUGCUCCUCUCAUCCAACAUGCUGCAGCAGCUGCCAGAUUCCAUAGGAUUGUUGAAGAGACUGACAACUCUGAAAGUGGAUGACAACCAGCUCACCAUCCUGCCCAAUGCCAUUGGAAACUUGUCCCUGCUGGAGGAAUUCGACUGCAGCUGCAACGAGCUGGAGUCUCUGCCCUCCACCAUCGGGUACCUGCACAACCUGCGCACCCUGGCCGUGGACGAGAAUUUCCUCCCGGAGCUGCCCAGAGAAAUUGGGAGCUGUAAGAACGUGACUGUGAUGUCCCUGCGCUCCAACAAACUGGAAUUUCUUCCUGAUGAGAUUGGCCAGAUGCAGAAGCUGAGGGUGUUAAAUCUGAGUGAUAACAGACUGAAGAAUUUGCCCUUCACUUUCACCAAACUCAAGGAGCUGGCAGCCCUGUGGCUUUCUGACAACCAGUCCAAGGCUCUGAUCCCGCUGCAGACGGAGGCGCAUCCCGAGACCAAGCAGCGAGUGCUCACCAACUACAUGUUCCCCCAGCAGCCCCGCAGCGACGAAGAUUUCCAGUCUGACAGCGACAGCUUUAACCCCACUCUGUGGGAGGAGCAGAGGCAGCAGAGAAUGACUGUGGCCUUUGAAUUCGAGGACAAGAAGGAAGAGGAGGAAAAUCCAGGGAAAGUCAAGGAUGCCUUUGGACAUCCUGGCAGCGAGAUGAGGAUAGGGGAGCUCCGUCCUUCCAUGCCCGAGACGCCGCUCUACCCCCCCAAACUCAUCCUGCUGGGUAAAGACAAGAAAGAGUCGACAGAUGAGUCUGAAGCAGAUAAGAUCCAUUGUCUGAAUAACAGCGUUUCCUCAGGCACUUACUCAGACUAUUCCCCUUCCCAGGCUUCCUCAGGGUCCUCCAACGCGCACGUAAAAAUGGGCUCCCUGCAGACCACGGCUAAAGAAGCAGUGAAUAACUCUUUGUGGGGGAACAGGCUGGCCCAGUCGUUCCCACAGCCCCUGGAGACCAAGCCAUUGCUGAGCCAGCGGGAAGCGGCUCCGGCCGGGAACGUCCCGGCGCGCCCGGAGCGGCGCCCGCUGAGCGACGCCUUCACCGACAGCUGGAACGACGGCUCCCACUACGACAACACGGGGUUCGUGGCCGAGGAGAGCGCGGCAGAGAACGCCAGCACCAACCCCCUGCUGAGCACCAAAUCCAGGAGCUCCUCCGCGCACAGCCGCCGGCCGCUGAUCCGGCAGGACAGGAUCGUGGGGAUCCCCCUGGAGCUGGAGCAGCCCCCGCUCAGAAACACACACGACUCUGAAGUGCCUCCUCCCAAUCCUUGGCAAAAUUGGACCAGAACCCCCAGUCCUUUUGAAGACAGGACAGCUUUUCCUUCCAAACUGGAAAGCACCCCCAACACCAGCCCUUUGCCCGAGCGGAAAGAUCACAUCAAGGAGUCUCCCGAAAUGACGAGCACUUUCACUCCAGGAAUUCCGUGGGAAUAUCACGACUCCAACGCUAACAGGAGCCUCACAAACGUCUUUUCCCACAUGCACUGUCGCCCAGACCCUUCCAAAAACGUCAUCUCCAUCAGCAAGAGCACGGAGCGGCUCUCCCCGAUGAUGAGGGAUUUAAAAACGAACAAGUUUAAGAAGUCGCAGAGCAUCGACGAGAUCGACAUCGGUGCGUACAAGGUGUACAACAUCCCCCUGGAAAACUAUGCAUCCGGGAACGACACCGUGGGCCCCCACGAGAGGGUGGACAAGCUGCUGGGCCCGGAGCACGGCGUGCUGAGCAUGUCCCGCAGCCAGUCCGUGCCCAUGCUGGACGACGAGCUGCUGACCUACGGCAGCGUCAAGGUGCAGCCGCAGCACAAGGCGUCGGUCACCAAGAAAGUUUAUCAGUUCGACCAAAGCUUCAACCCCCAGGGCGCCGUGGAGCUGCCGGCCGACAAGCGGCUCCUGCCGCCCUUCCAGCUCAACGCCGAGUACCUGCCCCAGCCGGCCAAGAGCCUGCCCCAGGAGCUGGUGAGCCCGCGGGGCUACCGCGGCUACGCGCCCGUGGAGCCCAUGUUCUCCUUCUCGCAGCCCUCGGUCGGCGAGGAGCCGCCGGCCGCCCCCUUCCCCGGCCCGGCCGCGCGGCCCGGCUUCCUGCGCAGGGCGGAUUCGCUGGUCAGCUCGGCGGAGAUGUCGGUGUUCCGCAGGGUGGGCGAGCCCCAGGAGCUGCCCCCGGCGGACAGGUACGGCCGGGCCCCGUUCCGUGGCGCCCCGGACCGCCAGGGCAGCAUGGCCGUGCCCGAGGCCCAGUUCCUCAAGCGCAACGGGCGCUACGAAGACGAGCACCCUUCCUACCAGGAGGUGAAAGCCCAGACUGGGAGCUUCCCAGUUAAAAACCUCACGCAAAGGAGGCCCCUGUCAGCACGAAGCUACAGCACAGAGAGCUACGGCACGGCCCAAACGCGGCCGGUCUCAGCGAGGCCCACCAUGGCAGCUCUGCUGGAAAAGAUUCCGUCAGACUAUAACUUGGGUAACUAUGGCGACAAGCCUUCCGAUAGCAGUGAUAUAAAGCCGAGGCCUCCCCCUGGGAAGGGAAAUGAGAGCUGUGCUAAAAUGCCCGCUGACUGGAGACAACAGCUACUUAGACAUAUAGAAGCUAGAAGGUUAGACAGGAGCGCUGCUUACAAACACCACACAGUUAGCCUUGGCAUGCUGCACUCUGGAGGGGUUUCAGCCAUGCAUGCCGGCCGAAGCAUGACUUUAAACUUGCAGCCUAAAUCUAAAUUUGAAAACCAAAUGCUUCAAGAGCUACCUCUACCGAAAACCCCGUCGCAGCAGAGCAGCCUCCUGGACAACGGGCAGGACGAGGUGGCCGUGGGCAGCCCCUGGACCCCGUACCCGCUGGGCCGGCGGGACGUGCCCCCCGACACCGUCACCAAGAAGGCAGGUAGCCACAUCCAGACGCUGAUGGGAUCACAGAGCCUGCAGCACCGGAGCCGGGAGCAGCAGUACGAGGGCAGCAUGAACAAGGUCACCAUCCAGCAGUACCAGCCACCCCUGCCCAUCCAGAUCCCGUCAUCCCAGAGCUCCCGGGCCCCCCAGCCCCAGCGGUGCCUCAUCCAGACCAAGGGCCAGCGCAGCACGGACGCCUACCAGGAGCAGUUUUGUGUGAGGAUAGAGAAGAAUCCUGGCCUUGGGUUUAGUAUCAGUGGUGGAAUAAGUGGACAAGGAAAUCCAUUCAAACCUUCUGAUAAGGGUAUCUUUGUUACUAGGGUUCAGCCUGACGGCCCCGCCUCCAGCCUGCUCCAGCCCGGAGACAAAAUCCUCCAGGCCAAUGGACACAGCUUUGUACACCUGGAACACGAGAAGGCUGUGCUCCUACUGAAGAGUUUCCAGAACACAGUAGACUUAGUUAUCCAACGUGAGCUUACUGUCUAAAUAUUUUUUUAUAAAUAGUAAAUAUGUCUAGCCAGAUCUAAUGUUCAAACAGAUUUAUACAUAGGAAACCAAUUUUUUGCCAAUUGCUGGACCAAUGGCAAACAGUAGUGCCAAAUGUAUAAUACUCUAUGUUAGUACCAAUCAUCGGGAGAAAAUAUAAGAAUUAACUCUAUAAAUAUAUUGUUCAUGUGGCUCCGUAUUAGUUUUACUUGUCAGCCUCUGGCUGUGCAUUGGUGCGUUUUUUUAACCAAGUUCCUUCUUAAAAGUCAAUUUCAUAUGAUUU
Molecule: messenger RNA, 4572 nt
Organism: Poecile atricapillus (Black-capped chickadee)
Lineage: Eukaryota; Metazoa; Chordata; Aves; Passeriformes; Paridae
Gene: LRRC7
Product: leucine rich repeat containing 7
Exons: 24
Coding region: 84-4289 (1401 amino acids)
Biological process (GO): neurotransmitter receptor transport postsynaptic membrane to endosome; neurotransmitter receptor transport, endosome to postsynaptic membrane
Cellular component (GO): postsynaptic membrane; postsynaptic density; adherens junction
Molecular function (GO): protein binding
Source: RefSeq, a predicted model, not a curated record